CGAUGCUGAGAAAGCAGCAUGCUGCUCGGUCUGCAGUGAAAGAAGUAAAGCACGCCGGAAGUGGAUGGCUCUCCUUUUCAGAAUCAAUAUUUGAGCGUCAGGGUGCCACCAAAGCAGCAUUUCUUCGUCAUAUUUUCAACAGCCGCCACCGCCCGAGUGUCCCCUUGCGUCAUGUCGAGCUUCCAGCGGCUCCAGGCGGCCGUCAACGAGCGUCUGCGCGCGGCCGCCGAGGAGAUCUUUGAGGCGGUCAGAGGUACCAUCGUCGGCCUGGAGGACGAACUGCUGCGCUCGAGGCUGGAGCUCGAGCGACACCAAAGACUUGCAGAACACAAAGAUACAGUCCAGCUGUCUGUGUCGGUGCCACCUGGAUGUCUGGAGAUGCAGGACGAGGAUGAAGAUAAGAGAGAAGACGAGCCAUGCGAUCGCGACUGGAAAGCGCCGCUCGAGCAGGAUCCGACCACUGUUGACCGGAGUGUGAAAGCAGACGAUAAGAUGAGCAGCUCCCCCGUUCCGUGCGACCAUGACAACAACGAGGUGGCGCACCAAGUGGAAGUGAUGUGCAAUGGCGACAUCGGCAACGGUGACGACGACCAAGCGUCGCUAAACACGCCAGGCCAGGACAGCGACGAGGAGUGGCAGCCCAGCGAGAGCGACGAGUCGAAGAAGAAAUCGGCGCGCAAGGCCAAGGCCGCCUUUAGCUGCAAAGUUUGCGGGAAGAGCUUCCAUGCUGUCAUCUCGCUGGCCAAUCACAGCGAGGUGCACCCCAAGGAUGUGUGCGGUGUGUGCGGCCAAUGCUUCGACUCGGAUGAGAGCUUCGAGCGCCACGUCAAGACGCAUCUGAGGGGCAAGGUGUGCGACGUGUGCGGCAAAGGCUUCGGCACGGCCAAGGCGCUGGAGAUGCACGCCCGCGUGCACACGGGCGAGAAGCCCUUUGAGUGCGGCGACUGCGGGAAAGCCUUCAACUGUCGCCACAACCUGACCAGACACAUGCGCCGGCAUACGGGAGAGAAACCCUACACCUGCCAGGUAUGCGGCCAGCAAUUCAGUGACCAUUCCACCAGGAAGCGCCAUCUGCUGGCCCAUGAGAGCAUCGCGGACUGUGAGCCAAGGGAGUGCCAGGGCGGCGGCGUCCAGCAGCCCAAGGGGGGUGGCGCGGUGUGCGUGGUGUGCGGUAAAAGCUUCCACGCCGUCAUUUCUCUGGUCAACCACACCGCCGAGCACCACUCUGACUGCGGUGUGUGCGGCGCCCAAGCCGACGACCUGGCGGCGCACCUACAGACGCACGGCAGCGGCAAAGCCUGCGAGGUGUGCGGCAAACGCUUUGACAGUUCUCGUGACCUGGACACACAUAUGCGCGUGCACACGGGCGAGAAGCCCUUCGUGUGCGGCGACUGCGGCAAAGCUUUCAACUGCCAACACAACAUGCGGCGCCACAUGCGCACGCACACGGGCGAGCGGCCCUAUGCCUGCGACCAGUGCGGCAAGCUCUUUAACGACCACUCGGCCCGGAUGCGCCACCUGCUCCUGCACCGGAAGAAGGAGACGGCGGCGGGGCCGAGCCCCUCCAAGAGGAGCCGCGUCAUCUGUGUGGUGUGUGGUCGCAUGUUCCACUCACUGGUGGCGCUGGUCAACCACUGCGACGGCCACCAGACAGACUGCGGCAUUUGCGGGGCUCACGCCGACGCCGGCGAGCAGAUGAAGGCCCACCUGGCCACGCACCGAAACGGCAAAGUGUGCGAGGUGUGCGGCAAAUGCUUCGACGGCCGCAGGGAUCUGGACACGCACAUGCGGGUGCACACGGGCGAAAAGCCCUUCCAGUGUAGUGUGUGCGGGAAGGCCUUCAACUGUCAACACAACAUGACGCGACACCUGCGCACGCACACGGGCGAGAAGCCGUACGCGUGCAGCGUGUGCGGACGGCGUUUCAGCGACCGCUCGGCUCUGAGCAAGCACGGCGACGUGCACACGGGCCAGAAGGCGCACGAGUGCCAAGUGUGCGGGAAGGCCUUCUUCCGUAAGGCCAACCUCAGGUUGCACAUGAAGUGCCACGGCGACCAAUGGUGACGCCAAGCAACCCCCCCUCCCAAAAAAAGAAAUUUGGCUAUUUUUGAGGCAAAUUCUAGUUGGUCCUACAGAAAACCUGCUGCAUCACCUUGUUAACAGUUAACAUAACACAUCUUGCAGAAAAACAACACCAAAGACAAUUUGAAUGUUGAUCCAAGUAACACUGCUACUACAAUUGGUCAACUUUUAAUAAACCUUUAUUCAGA
Messenger RNA from Syngnathus acus (greater pipefish), 2270 nucleotides. Its product is annotated as zinc finger protein 2-like. The transcript is spliced from 5 exons. Bases 172 to 2064 code for a protein of 630 amino acids. Lineage: Eukaryota; Metazoa; Chordata; Actinopteri; Syngnathiformes; Syngnathidae. The record is from RefSeq and is a predicted model, not a curated record. Gene Ontology annotation, molecular function: RNA polymerase II cis-regulatory region sequence-specific DNA binding; DNA-binding transcription factor activity. Gene Ontology annotation, biological process: regulation of transcription by RNA polymerase II.